Messenger RNA from Rhipicephalus sanguineus (brown dog tick), 1148 nucleotides. RefSeq lists its product as uncharacterized. The transcript has a single exon. Bases 59 to 982 code for a protein of 307 amino acids. NCBI's taxonomy places the organism in Eukaryota, Metazoa, Arthropoda, Arachnida, Ixodida, Ixodidae. The record is from RefSeq and is a predicted model, not a curated record.
GUCACCUCUCCUCAACGUUCCUAGAUUUGACAUUGUCUGGAGCUUUCGCCCCGAUUACAUGCAUGCUGUGUUGCUUGGAGUUGUACGCCAAGUCACAGAACUGUGGUUUUCAGACACGGGAAGGGCAUGCUAUAUUGGGUCUCUUCGGACAUUAAUGGAAGCAGAUGAGCAUCUCCUAAGCCAGAGACCUCCUAUGUGCUUUAAUAGAACACCGAGAUCUCUUAAGCUUCGAAAGUAUUGGAAGGCAUCUGAGUGGGAGUCUUGGCUCCUCUUCUACAGCCUCCCAUGUCUGAAAGGCAUCCUGCCAGCUCAGUUUUUGGAGCACUUUGCUCUGCUGGUGUCUUCAGUGUAUACCUUGUUAAAGAGUCAUGUGACAUCACAGGAAAUUGAUGACUGUGCAUUAGAAAUAACAAGGUUUGUUGUCAUGGCCGAAUGUAAUUAUGGGAAAGCACAGAUGACUUCUAAUAUGCACACACUGCUGCAUUUGCCAAAGGGUGUGCUAUUGCAUGGACCACUUUGGGCUAUCUCAUGCUUCGAAUUCGAAAGCAAUAUGGGCAACCUAGUGAGACUCGUGUCAUCAUCAAAUGGUAUCCCUUUUCAUAUCUUGUCGCGAAUUCUCCUAAUGAGCAAUUUUAAUCAGCUUCUAUCUAUGGCGUCGGAAGAAGUUAAGGAACUUUGUUUGCACACACGAAAAAAGGAGCACAUGGGAGUAAAACUUCUUGGAAGACCCCAAGUGCCUUCACAUGACUUAAUGGAAUUUGUAAACGGCAACAUCCCUGGUGUGGAAAGGAUUGAAGAGUAUAGCCGCGUCUGUGUGAAUGGAAGCAUCAUGCACAGUGAAAACUACAAUCCAGGGUUAAGAAAAAGGGACUCAACCGCAGUGAAAUUAGGAGAUGACUAUGUGAAAAUAGAGAACAUGUCAAUGUUUGUAAGGUCAAUGGAAGCUCUGACAUUUUCAUCGUCUCUCACAUCUACCAAGUGAAGAGCUUUGAAGGAGUAAGCCACUUAAAGUAGCACAUAAAUGUAAUUCAAAAGCUAUUCAUCCAGUUUCAAGGAAUCUUCGUCCAUGCAUCUAUCUUGAUUUGAAUGGGACAAAGUUUUUUGCGGAGUUGUGCAACCGCUACGGAUCAUUUUAGUCAAACAGUCAU